AUGCCACUUCUAGCAAGGUGCAGCGGAAAUCGGGGAAUGACUCGACGUCGAUUCCUAAUCGACGUCCUGAUAGUAAUGUUUGGGAUCUCAGCGUGGGUUGGCGUCAACGGAAUCUACGUCCAGCUCCCUUUGCUGGUGUUGACGGCUCCCGAGGGCUGGUCAUUGCCAGCUUACAUCGUCGUAAUCGUACAAGCCGCUAACAUUGGUCCCGUGCUCUACGCCUUAUGCCGGAAAUUCUUCCCCAACCUCUGCAAAGAGUCAGCCUGGAUAUCAAGCCUUCUCAUUCUUGGAAGCGUAGCCAUGGGCACCCUGGCCUUUGUCUACGAAACAAAGACCAGCAUCAACGGAACCGAACACAGCGUAGCUCUUCUCGCUCUCAUAUUUUUUACCGCCCUGGUGGGUUGCUCAAGCUCCGUCCUCUUCGUUCCCUACCUCAGGAACUUCCAGGAGGUUCACCUUGUCUCGUUUUUCGUCGGCGAGGGGCUCAGCGGGCUGCUUCCUAGUGCGGUAGCCCUCGUUCAGGGCGUUGGCGGCAACGAAGAGUGUAAAGCACCCGAGUCGAAUUCAACCAACGACACCGCAUCGUCCGAUCACGAAGUUCCCCACUUCUCACCCAAAAUUUAUUUCCUCUUCCUGUUCGGCUUGCUUGUUGCUUCCACCUGUGCCUUCUGGAUACUCGAGUGCUCCUUGGUCUCUCAAGACAAGAGUGACCCGAAGUUAUCGACGGUAUUCCGCACCCCGUUACCCCAUUGCAAUCAGUGUCCAUCUCACGAAAAUCUCUCCUCCGGAAUUCCGAAGUUCGAAACCCGUAUAGCCGAAGAAGUCACCGAAGCGACCAGCCUGCAAUCAGACACGACAAUUGCAUACAACGGUGUCGUCAGAAGUUACCUCUACGUCUUGAUCGGUUUGAUCUGCUUCGCGGGAAAUGGAUUCCUACCAGGGAUACAGUCGUAUUCGUGCCUCCCUUACGGCAAUGUCGCUUACCACUUGACGGUCACCCUGGCCCAUCUAUCGAAUCCCAUUGCGUGCGUUCUCGCUCUGUGGAUGCCUCCGCCGGGUCCACGCGGCAUCACAAAAGUAUCGACCUUGGCAGUUAUCGCCAGCACAUAUGUCACUUGGCUGGCAUUCUCGUCACCGACGCCACCCUGGCGAGGCACCACCCUCGGCACAAUCCUCGUCGUGCUUGCCUGGAUCGCCCUGACAGGCCUCGUGACCUACGCGAAACUCUCCAUCACCGCGAUAUUCAGACGAGAAUCAGGGGCCAGCUCGUUGUUUUACGUCGGCGUCGUCACUCAGGCGGGAUCCGUUGCUGGUGCCAUAUUCUCUUUCGUUCUUACCAACUAUUCUACCCUUCUUACUCCAUACAAGUCUUGUAUUCCUUCCUGGUGACCUAAUUAUCCGGAGUGGGAAUAUUUUUGUCAAGCACUAAAUGAUCUGGAAGAGAAAGACAUUCUGCAUAAUUGUUCUCACGGGUAUAAGACUUUAAUGAAAUAAGUGUCUCCUGUAUUUUCUUAGGUAAAUCAUAGUGUACAAUUUUUUUAGUCACCAUUUUUUACCUGUAAUACGGUAUAUCUAAUCAUGGACAGACAUUUUGGCAAAUUUUCUCAUUGCCAUCGAAUUAUUGAGGAAUCAGUCAGCUCCAAGAUAUCUUUUCAAACGUCUGAAAAAUUAUCUCUGUUCGUCAAAUGAAAAGACUUUAGAAACUUCUGUAUCUGACUCAGUGAAAAACAGAUUUGCAAUAGCGUUCCAAUUUCA
Neodiprion fabricii is the source of this 1755-nucleotide messenger RNA. RefSeq names its product solute carrier family 52, riboflavin transporter, member 3-A-like. Gene Ontology annotation, biological process: riboflavin transport. The coding region runs from base 1 to 1389 and encodes 462 amino acids. The transcript has a single exon. Gene Ontology annotation, cellular component: plasma membrane. Gene Ontology annotation, molecular function: riboflavin transmembrane transporter activity. The record is from RefSeq and is a predicted model, not a curated record. Lineage: Eukaryota; Metazoa; Arthropoda; Insecta; Hymenoptera; Diprionidae.